UUUUAACUUACUAGACCGCUCGUUGCUCGGCUCACGAAGCCUGCACGAAGCCUGCGCGUCAGGGCAGCGUACGCCCCGCGCCCGCAGCGUGGGGCAGCCUCACGAUGUUCGGCGGCGACCCCUUCGGCGGCGGCGACCCCUUCGACGACCCGUUCUUCACCGGUGGGGGCAGCGCCUCUCGUGAGGGUGGCCGGCGCCGCGACCCCUUCGGCGGGAGUCUGCUGGGGCAGAUGAUGGGCGGCGGCAGUCUUUUGGGAGGAGGCUUCGGUGAGGACUUCGGCCGCAUGGGCGGCGGCGGGAACUCGAGCUUCACGAUGAUGAGCUCGUCGACCACAGUCUCGGCCGACGGCCGGUCGCGCACGGUCACGGAGACGGCUCAAAGGCACGGGGCCGGCCCUGUCGUCGGCGAGCGCCGCGAGCACAAUCGCGACCGCGACCGCGAGACGCUGAGCUGCCGCCGCCGCAUCGGGGAUAGAGCUAGAACGGUGUUGAAAGAAAGAGACGAGCACGGCGACGAGCGGACCCUCGACACGAUCGAGAACAUGGACGCCGACCCGCAAGCCCUGGACCGCUUCGAGGAGGAGUUUCGAAGCGCGCGUGGGGGCCGCAGCCACCUCCUCGGCUACGAGCAGCCACAGCAGCGCCGCCGCCGGACGCCCAUGAUCGGCCCGGCCUACGACUUCGACCAGGAUGAGGUCUAAAUGCCAUCCUGGUCCGCCCGCGCGCUCCCGAGUCCCAUCCCGCGCGCCCUGCGUAACCUGCUUGCCUUGUACCUCCUUCUACCGUUCGUUGUCGUACUUUCCGAAGACCGCACGCACGCAUUCUAUCUCGAGAUAGGAAAUCGUGGGCUAGCCGGCAGCAAUGACACAAGAAACCAGAG
Messenger RNA from Pelagomonas calceolata, 880 nucleotides. The record is from the annotation of a GenBank genome assembly. Lineage: Eukaryota; Pelagophyceae; Pelagomonadales; Pelagomonadaceae.